Molecule: messenger RNA, 474 nt
Organism: Penicillium angulare
Lineage: Eukaryota; Fungi; Ascomycota; Eurotiomycetes; Eurotiales; Aspergillaceae
Product: putative BYS1 domain protein
Exons: 1
Coding region: 1-474 (157 amino acids)
Source: RefSeq, a predicted model, not a curated record
AUGCAUUUCUCCACCACCCUCCUCGCCUCAAUGGCAGCUCUACUCCCCCUCGCCAACGCCGUCGGCCACGCAAUCGUAAAGAACAACUGCGCCGCCCCCGUCUAUAUCUGGUCCGUCGGAAGCUCUGUCGGCCCAAAACAAACCAUCGCAGCAGGCAAAUCCUACUCCGAAGUCCUCCGCCAUGAUCCCGUAUCUGGUGGUAUCGCGAUCAAGAUCACCACUACCGCAAACGGUCUAUAUGACGGUAGUGCGCAGACUAACUUCGCUUAUACCCUUGAUGGUAGCCAGGUCUGGUACGAUCUGUCUGAUGUGUUUGGAGAUCCGUUCUCUGGGAAGGGACUUUCUGUCGAUCCUUCUGUGGCUAGCUGUCCGGAUAUUUGUUGGCCGAAGGGUGUUUCGCCUAGUGGUAGUCAGACGCAUGAUUGUACUUCUACUUCGGAUGUUACUUUGACUCUUUGUGCGAAGAAGUGUUAA